This is a messenger RNA of Prorocentrum cordatum, 615 nucleotides long. Lineage: Eukaryota; Dinophyceae; Prorocentrales; Prorocentraceae. The record is from the annotation of a GenBank genome assembly.
AUGAUGGCCGGCGGCGAGGCCGCGUCGCCCCGCGCCUCCGACCAGCUGGCGGACCUGCGCGGCGGCCCCCUCGACCUGGGGGCUCGGCUCCUCGGGGACCUGCAGGCCUCGCUGCGGAGAGCCCGCGCCUCCUGGGCCUCGCCCUCGGGCGCAUGUCGCCCCGCGCCCUCUGGAGCGACGGGGACGAGCAGGCGCCGCCCGUGGCCGAGAGCUCGGUCGCCGGCCCGGCGGAGCAACGGCGCCAUCCGCCUCGACUUGUACGAAACCACUUGGGCGGAUUCCACGUCGGACAGCGGGAGGGCGGACCGCUGUCCCGAGCCGUGGCCUUCCGACGCCGUGCCGGCGGCCAGGCUGCUGGUGGCGAACCACGGGUGGAACACGAAGGUGUUCCUCGAGAAGGGCAUUGGCGACAGGUCGGGGGCGCUGUCGCCGAAGUCGCCGGCGGCUAGCCACCCGGGGAUCCACCCGACGCUCUCGGUCACCCUCUCCGGCGUGAUGACCAAGGUCAGGGCGCCCGGCGGAGCGCAGAAGGGCUCCUCGAGCAGGGCCUUCUCGCCGCCCGCGAAGCCCACGAGCAGGGCGCUGGACGGAGCCCAGGAGGGCUCCUCGAGCAGG